Molecule: messenger RNA, 516 nt
Organism: Melampsora larici-populina 98AG31
Lineage: Eukaryota; Fungi; Basidiomycota; Pucciniomycetes; Pucciniales; Melampsoraceae
Exons: 1
Coding region: 1-516 (171 amino acids)
Source: RefSeq, a predicted model, not a curated record
AUGGAAAUCCUUCAAAACCCACUGGCCACUGCCACACGACAAAACUGGUAUCCAAUGCCAGGCAGUUCCGCCCUCAUCGCUAACACAUUUCACCAGCCGGUUAUGUAUUACACCCCUGCGGAAGCAUUGGCAUGCCCCACAUACCCUUUUUUCACGGCUCCUCCACCUGAAAUCAAACCAAUUACCAUCGCUUUUGUCUUCAACAAUCACUAUGUGUCCCUAGAACUGAGUUUUAGCGAUGAUCUUCCAAUACCCAACCUAUGCUCUGAAUGGUCCCAAUUGCACGACAACGCCGCGGAUACAUGGACCGGAAUGUAUGAACAAAACUUUUUGGUAUUCAAGAAUAUUGCUAAGGAGAUCAGGACAGAACGUAACAAGCGCCGGGAUGAAACUGAUGGCCCAUCUCAGUGUGUGACAAUUGACAUAUCCAGUCCACUCACCAGUCCAAGUCCUAGUAGCUCAAGUAGAUCAAGUAGCUCUAGUAGCUCUAGCAGUUCUGAUUCUGAUUUUUCGUAG